AUGAACCAGGAGCAGCCUCAGAGGCCGCACGUGGAAGGCAUAAAGUAUGGAGAUGAUAUGAGUAAAAUCGCCGGCGACGGUGGCGUGGUGGAGCAAUUUAGCCAAAGGGCUCCACUGAACACGAUGACGCCACCUUCUCUUAUUCAAGACAUGAGCGUUGGAGUUGGUGGCGGAAUCACCAUUGGUGAAGCACUCGAAGCCACGGCUUUGACCGCCGGAAAGAAGCCAGUGGAGUGGAGCGAUGCAGCGGCGAUUCAAGCAGCGGAAGUGAGAGCCACUGGCCGCACUAACAUUGUUCCCGGAGGUGUUGCCGCGGCGGCACAGUCAGCUGCCACCCUCAAUGCUCGAGCAGCAAGGGACGAGGACAAGACCAAACUCGCAGAUAUUCUGGCGGAUGCGACUUCGAAGCUACCGGCAGACAGAGCAGCGACGAGGAGAGAUGCUGAAGGGGUGACGGGUGCAGAAAUGAGAAAUGAUCCGAACCUCACAACUCACCCUGGGGGCGUGUCCGCGUCGGUAGCAGCCGCUGCUAGGCUGAACCAAACCAAUAACUAA
Molecule: messenger RNA, 555 nt
Organism: Gastrolobium bilobum
Lineage: Eukaryota; Viridiplantae; Streptophyta; Magnoliopsida; Fabales; Fabaceae
Product: late embryogenesis abundant protein 47-like
Exons: 3
Coding region: 1-555 (184 amino acids)
Source: RefSeq, a predicted model, not a curated record